Molecule: messenger RNA, 1033 nt
Organism: Aegilops tauschii subsp. strangulata
Lineage: Eukaryota; Viridiplantae; Streptophyta; Magnoliopsida; Poales; Poaceae
Source: RefSeq, a predicted model, not a curated record
AUGCAGGUACACUGCAUGAUCGCACGUAAGUUUGUGCGUCUUGUUGGUAUUUUGGUACCGUGCAUUUUCCUACCAUUACUAGUUCCCCUUACCAUUUAUUUUCAUCCCUUCAGCUAUUGUGCUCCCAUAAGGGUCGAUAUUGAAUACACUGCAUAUGUACGGGAUGAAACACAAAUUGCCAAAAACAAAAAACCGUAUAAAACGCUCACGCUACGGAAGGAAAGUGCCAUUAUUGGGUACAUGCCUAUUAUGCUUAAAAGUUCUGCUUGUGUUCUGCAUGGAAAGGAUGAAGAUGAAAUAGCAAGAUAUGGCGAGUGCCCUCUAGAUCCUGGUGGUUACUUCAUUGUGAAAGGAAAUGAGAAGCUCAUCCUCAUACAAGAAGAAUUACAAAGGAAUCAUAUUAUUAUUGGGACUGAUCGUAAAGGAAGAUUCCUAUAAUUGUCGUUAUAAAAGCUCUGGGGAUAGAAAGUGACCAAGAGGUUGUACAAAUGAUUGGACGAGAUCCAAGAUAUGGGGACUUACUACUUUUAUCUAUUCAGGAAUGUGCCGCAAAGGGAAUAUAUACACAAGAACAAGCUCUUCAUUACAUGGAUGGCAAGGUGAAAUUUGAAAAACGAUAAGCGUGUGCCUUACUAUCAUCCUUAAAGAAACCUUUUGUUGUAGUUUGAAUUAUACCAAGCAAUUUGCAGAUCAAUAAAUAGUGCAUGAAGUGCAUCAUAAGCUUUGCAAGAGUAUAUCCCUUCAUUACCGAGUCAUGCAUGUUAGAGUUAUAAUAUAAGUCAUGUACCCCUUUGUAUUUAUCCCGUUGUAUAAGGGGUUUCCUGCAUAUGUUCCACACCUGUACAUGUAUAUAUAUCGGCCUAUGGCCUCAUGGGAAUACAUGUUGCAUAUUUCCUAACAUGGUAUUAGAGCUAGGUUAAUUUUUUGCACGCCGCAACUCGUGCCAUUGAUCCGCUCCUGCUGCCGGCCGCUGGGUGUUCAUCUGCCUGUCUCCCCCCGCGGUCUUCCUCUACCCCUCCCGAUCGAUUAGAUC